Messenger RNA from Coccomyxa subellipsoidea C-169, 342 nucleotides. RefSeq lists its product as hypothetical. The record is from RefSeq and is a predicted model, not a curated record. The coding region runs from base 1 to 342 and encodes 113 amino acids. The transcript is spliced from 4 exons. NCBI's taxonomy places the organism in Eukaryota, Viridiplantae, Chlorophyta, Trebouxiophyceae, Coccomyxaceae.
AUGGGGCCCUGCCAGCGGGUGCUCACCAACACCAUUCACUUCUUUGACGUUCACACCGACGCCAUCGAUAUUGUCCAACUUGACAGGACAGAGGCAGUCAAAGUCCUUUGGGCGGGGAGGGUGGACGCCCUUGUGAUUCCACCGCAAAUUGGCUACCUUGCUGAGUUUCAGGAAUGGGACACGCUUCUUCUAGUGGAGUACCUGGCGGGGGCCUCGCUGCAGCCUGAGGACUUGGCCGGUGCAGUUGCAAAGGACCGGUUGUUGGACCAGCAGGCGCCAGCUCAUGGAGCCGCGCAGAUGACAUGGAUGUGCAUCAUCCAAGCGGACCUGCUCAGCUGCUAG